AUGCGCGGCCGCGAGCUCCCGCUCGUCCUGCUGGCGCUGGUCCUCUGCCAGGCGCCCCGGGGCCCCGCCGCCCCGGUGCCGGGGGGCCAGGGCACGGUGCUGGACAAGAUGUACCCGCGCGGCAACCACUGGGCGGUGGGGCACCUAAUGGGGAAAAAGAGCACCAGAGAGUCCCCAUAUGUUUAUGAGGAAGGGAGCCUGAAGCAGCAGCUGCAGGGGUACAUCCGGUGGGAAGAAGCUGCAAGGAAUUUACUAAGCCUCAUGGAAGCAAAGGGGACCAGGAGCCAUCAGACACCUCAGAGGGAGCCCCUGGGCAUUCGCCAGUCUGCUUGGGAUUACCAGGAUGACAGCAACUUUAAAGUCAUAGGUCCAACUCGUGAAGUUGGCGGACUCUCUGCUUCAGGUUCUCAACCUGAGGGAAGAAACCCCCCGCGGAAUUAACAUGGACAGCAACAGCCUCUCUCAAAGAAGCAAAGCAAAACCCUUAAGAGACUAUGUUCUACAGUCAUCGAUUAUACUGGAUCAUCAACAAGAUUCCCUUUGUGCAAAACACUUAACUAUUCUUGUAUCUUUCAACCAAAUCCAUAAUUUUCAAGCAGCAUCUUCUGCUUUGAACUUGUUUGCCGUGAAUAAUUGUCCAUAAAGAGUCUUCCAAUCAAUGCUCUUUACAUCUAAGCUAUUUGUCCAUUAGACUCCAGCCCCCAACCUGUUACCAUUCACAAUAAAAAACCUAAGCACCUUA
Messenger RNA from Canis lupus familiaris (dog), 742 nucleotides. RefSeq names its product gastrin releasing peptide (gene GRP). The transcript is spliced from 3 exons. NCBI's taxonomy places the organism in Eukaryota, Metazoa, Chordata, Mammalia, Carnivora, Canidae. Bases 1 to 441 code for a protein of 146 amino acids. The record is from RefSeq and is a predicted model, not a curated record. Gene Ontology annotation, biological process: neuropeptide signaling pathway. Gene Ontology annotation, molecular function: neuropeptide hormone activity.